Molecule: messenger RNA, 2294 nt
Organism: Chaetomium strumarium
Lineage: Eukaryota; Fungi; Ascomycota; Sordariomycetes; Sordariales; Chaetomiaceae
Product: MFS general substrate transporter-like protein
Exons: 2
Coding region: 287-2212 (641 amino acids)
Biological process (GO): transmembrane transport
Molecular function (GO): transmembrane transporter activity
Source: RefSeq, a predicted model, not a curated record
CACGUAGCACCUUAUUGGCCACUUUGGCGCAAAUGUAUUGUAGUGGUUCCCAGGCUACCCUUCACACCCUACCAACGUCCAUGACAUCACUUCCGGCGCCAAUGCUCCACCUACCCAUCUCCUCUACCACAGCAUAAGGACUAAUUGCUCUCUUUACACCGUACCUUACCCUAAUACGUAUCCGUUCAAUCGUUACACUGAUGCACCGAACCUUGCAGUAACCAGAACCUCCCCACCGUGAAAUCGCGCGCCAUUCCGGGCGGCACAAAGACAGUUAGUUGCGCCAAUGUCCAAGAUGGCGACCUACAAAGCAACCCUUGCCGCAACGACAAACGCGCCCGGAAGAAGCAGACCUGCCCCGCGCCCGCGUCGCUCCCGCGCGUCUGGAUCCUUCCACGCCGGCGAGCCGUUUCCUCUGCCAUCCCCCUGUGACGAGACGAGGCCGAGCAGGAGCCGGACAGCCCUACUACUGUCGCUCGCCGAAGCCGCCCCCCGCCGCCCACUCCGUCGGCAGUCGACGGCCAGAUACCACACCUUCCCGACCUCGCCGCCUCCCACGCCUUCGGAGCGCCAGCGGUCGCCGCUUGAGCCACGCCCCUGGUACAGGCGGCUUACAGAACACAAUGCCACCAGCGCAGACUCCACUCCCCUACCAUGGUCGCAGCUCUAUCUGCUGGCGAUCCUCUCGCUCGCCGAACAAACGGCGCUCAACUCGAUCGGCCCCUACCUGCCGACGAUGGUGGCGUCGUUCGACGAGAUCCCCGACGGGCAGGAAGGGCUGUACGUGGGGCUCCUCGCGUCGGCGUUCGCCCUCGCGCAGCUGGCGACCAACCUGCUGUGGGGCUGGCUGUCGGACCGCGUGGGCCGCAAGCCGACCAUGCUGCUGGGCACGUCGUUGCUGAUGGUUUGCUUCCUGUUCUUCGGCUUUUGCGGGACAUACGCGCAGCUGAUCAUGGUGCACGUCGCCAUGGGCCUGCUGAACGGCAACGCCGCCAUCGUGCCGACCUGCCUGGGCGAGCUCACGGACCGCACCAACCAGAGCAGCGCCUUCACCUGGCUGCCCGUCAUUUAUAGCAUUGGGAGCAUUACGGGCCCCGCGCUAGGCGGGCUGCUGGUGACCGCGGCGGAAGGGGCGAGGUAUCCUUUCGUCUUGCCCAAUGUCAUGGUCACGGGGCUGCUGCUCUCAAGCGUCAUCGUGCUGGCUCUCUUCUUCGAGGAGACGCUUGAUCACGUGGAAAGCAGCGUUGCGGGAGCAGGUUUGGACUUCGUGAAGGCAGCGCGCGAGUGGUGCAGGGAUGGAUUUCGACGGAUGCUGUGGCGGCCUACCAGAUUUCGCGACGAAUUGCCCGUGUACGAGGGCGACGCUCCCGAGAGUUCUGGCGACUUUGACGAUGAACAGCAGGGCUUACUCGGCGCAUGCGACUCAGACGCUGACGACAGCAACGUGGGCGCGAAGGAGGAAACCUCGGCGUUCCGCGAACUACGUAACCGCAACACGGUCGCUGUGCUGGGCACAUAUCUCGUCUUCCAGCUCGCCAACAUUUCCUACAACUCGCUGUAUCCCAUCUUUGCCUCCACGCCGCCGCCCACAGGCCGCGACCUGGGUCCCGGCACCAUCGGCGUCAGCCUGUCGCUGGCCGGUUUGGCCACCAUCCUGUUCCAGCUGUCCAUCUUCCAACGACUCAAGGCGCGCAUCGGCAAUUUGGUCACAUACCGCUACUCGCUGUUAGGCAUGGCAAUCAGCAUGGCGCUCAUGCCCUUCAUCGGCUACGUGGACGGGUCCGGCAAGGGCUGGCUGUACGUCGAGCUGGGUGGGAUCUUGGUGCUUAAGAACAUCUGCGCGGUCGGCGGGCUCAGCAGUGUAAUGCUUCUUAUCACGAACUCGGCUCCCUCAAACGAGACGCUCGGCACACUACAGGGCCUUGCGCAGACGCUCUCUGCCGCGGGCCGCAGCGUGGGGCCGUUUCUCUCUGGCGGCCUGUUCACUCUAUCGACCCGGGUCAAGCCGAAGGGGGAGGCUCUUGCAUGGGGCAUUUUCGCUGGGAUCACGCUUGUGGGAUGGCUAGGCUCCUUUGGGAUACGGAAUCAUGGUCUGGAGAGUGCGGAGUUUGAGGAUGGUACUAGUAGUAAUGACGAGGAACAGGGGUCAGAGGACGAGGGGUCAGAGGAUUAUCCAUAUAGCGAUGUACAUUAUAGGCCAGAUCAGCCCUAGCUAGAUACACUGGCUAGUAUUACUACUUCUAUUUAUCCUCUCUCCUUUAUUUUUAAUCCAAUCCCCUUUUUUUACUUUCGAA